UGACGAGCUCGGGGAUGUCUUAGGGCGCACGGCUCUGAAGAGCUGUUUGACGAACUCACUGGAUCCUCACACAAGUACUUGAUCCAAUGAACUUCAUCACACGACUGUCACUAGCGAAGGCAAAACCGUCUCUUCCCUGCGCUGAUGGAAUUGAAAAACAUGCCAUUGGGUUGCUUCAGGUCUAAAAAGAACUGUGUUCGGAUAUACAUCUAAAGAAGGAUAAUUUUUUUUUUGCUUUUUAGAAAGCGCAUUCAUGUACAAAUCAGAUUACCAGACAAAACCUGGAGAAACAGCUGUUUAAUUGUUUAACAAAGUCGAGGACAGAUAACAAGGAUGGCAAAUAAACCAUUUACAGCAAUAUUGUUGCUGAUAAUAGUACUUGGGAAUGUGGUCUUCGUAUCAGUAUCUGCACAGCAGAAUGAUCCAAAUCCAAAGCCGAUUUCCCACGCGGGUCCACCGCAUCUCUUAGGCGCUUCCGAGACUACACUGAAAACAGUUAAUGGAAAUGAUAAUCUAGGUUCCAAUAGUUCUAACUCGCUGGUGCCACAUCCUUACCCCAAAACCAUGAACCCGGGCAGACCGCGUCACGUAUAUCCACCUAUGUGUUCAGGACCGACUGAAAUAAAAGAUACUUUUAAAUACAUUAACACGGUUGUCUCCUGUCUGGUGUUUGUGGUUGGCAUAAUUGGCAACUCCACCUUGCUGAGAAUUAUCUACAAAAAUAAAUGCAUGAGGAAUGGACCAAAUAUCUUAAUUGCCAGCCUCGCCUUAGGGGAUCUCCUGCAUAUUGUAAUUGCUAUACCCAUCAACGUGUACAAGCUCCUAGCUGAAGAUUGGCCCUUUGGAGUCGAAAUGUGCAAACUCGUGCCAUUUAUUCAAAAAGCAUCAGUUGGGAUAACGGUCUUAAGUUUGUGUGCGCUUAGUAUUGACAGGUAUCGAGCCGUGGCUUCCUGGAGUCGUAUUAAAGGAAUCGGAGUUCCGAAGUGGACAGCCAUAGAGAUUUCACUGAUAUGGGUUAUAUCAGUCACCCUGGCCGUGCCGGAGGCUAUUGCGUUUGAUAUGAUUGCAAUGGAUUACAAAGGAGAGCAUCUACGAAUCUGCCUUUUACAUCCAAUGCAAAAAUCACAGUUCAUGCAGUUUUACAAGUCAGCUAAAGACUGGUGGCUGUUUAGUUUCUAUUUCUGCAUGCCACUGGCUUGCACUGCUGUUUUCUACACCUUAAUGACAUGUGAGAUGCUAAGAAAGAAAAAUGGGAUGCAGAUUGCUUUAAAUGAUCAUAUAAAACAGAGGCGAGAGGUGGCAAAGACAGUCUUUUGCUUAGUGCUGGUGUUUGCACUCUGUUGGUUACCAUUGCAUCUCAGUAGAAUAUUGAAAUUAACCAUUUAUGAUGAGAAAGAUCCCAACAGAUGUGAAUUACUGAGCUUCUUUCUUGUUCUGGACUACAUUGGCAUCAACAUGGCUUCGAUGAAUUCCUGCAUAAACCCAAUUGCUCUCUACAUGGUCAGCAAACGAUUCAAAAACUGCUUCAAGUCAUGUCUGGGUUGUUGGUGCCGGUCGAAAGAUAUGCUCCCCUUGGAUGAGAAGCAGUCGUGCUUGAAGUCUAAAGCUCAUGACCGUGCAUCUGAACAGAGCAACUCCCGGGCUAGCAACAAGUAUACCUCCUCCUAAUACACACCAGGAAUCACUGUGUAUACCGCCUCCUAAUACACAUCAGGAAUGUUUCAGGUUUUUCUUCUGUUCCGUGUCAAAUGUUGACACCUGUUGAUGAAGGCAUGAUUAUUUCAGUCUUGAACAUGUUUUUUUUUUCCCUCAAAAUAAUAAACGUUUAAAACAGGCACAAAUGCAUACCAUACAUGAAGGUACAUCACAAAGACACUUACUUACUUACAUUAUGAGUCUUCGAGAUAUUUUUUUCUUCAUGUACACUUUCAUUUUAAUUUAGUAAAAUUGUCUAAGGAAACUGAGACAAAACAUGGUUGUUUGUCUAUAAAAGCUGAAUCACGUCGGAAUCCAUAUACAGCUAUGGCCAAAAGUUUUGCAUCACCUAGGACUUUAGGAAUGAGACAUAAUUACAAAACUACAAAGCGGUAUGUAAUUCAGUAUGUUAACGUAACAUUAUUUAGCAGGUUUCAUUCAACUUUUAUAAGUUAAAAUUAGUUAAUUCUAUAGGGGGAUUCAAAACCUUUGGCCAUAGCUGUACAUUUCUAAGGAUUGAAGAUGUAUAGAAACUGAAGAUCCUAAAACCCCUGCUCGACCACUCAGUUCAUGAAGGGUUGUGACGGUAACAGAAUACAUCAAACCAAGGCUAGUAACACUCUUGGGAAUUUGCAAUUUAAAUUUGAGCAUUUCACUUCAAACUAAUUUUUAUGCACUUAUAAUUAUUUAGUUUCUAUACCUUUUAAUCUUAAACAAACUGAAAAAAGUAUGGGCCGGUCCUACAUUCUAAACAUUUUAGAUUUCUACAUAAAAAAUAAAAGCAAUUGUUACGGUACAUUGCCUGGUGCAGUGCUUAUGUAAUAGUCUUUAGAUUGUGUUACAAAAAUAUCAGAAUAUAUAUCAUUCGACUUUUGAUAUUAACGAUGUUGCUGUAGUCACUGACCUGUUGAUCACAUAACUGCAGUAUCAGUGAGUUUUCAGCACAUUUGUAUUGUCUGUUUGUGUUGCUUAAGAUUAAAAAGCAAGAAACACAUUUACACAUUGUAUUGCAUGAUGUUCUAGCAUUAUAUUGUUGUGCUUGCUUAACAUAAUUUUCAUACAUUUACUGAUUGAACUGUAUAUAUUGUGCAUAGCAUUAAACAGUUAAGUUGUUUUUGUAUAGUUAUAAUAUUGAUGUUAUUAAUAAUCAAUUUUCUUAUCCCUUAUAAUGACAAUUAAUUAAAAUUAACUCUAUGGCUGUAGAGUUAUACAUUCUAAUUGCUACUUGCUUAUACAGUUUUAUGCCGAAUAAAAAAAAAAGUUUUAAAAUGAAAA
Acipenser ruthenus (sterlet) is the source of this 2970-nucleotide messenger RNA. RefSeq names its product endothelin receptor type B. NCBI's taxonomy places the organism in Eukaryota, Metazoa, Chordata, Actinopteri, Acipenseriformes, Acipenseridae. Gene Ontology annotation, cellular component: membrane. Bases 334 to 1668 code for a protein of 444 amino acids. The record is from RefSeq and is a predicted model, not a curated record. Gene Ontology annotation, biological process: regulation of blood pressure; G protein-coupled receptor signaling pathway; vasoconstriction. Gene Ontology annotation, molecular function: endothelin receptor activity. The transcript is spliced from 8 exons.